AUGCUGAUCACCCCUCGAACUUACUCAGCUUCGCAAACUCCCGAUCAAGGAGCGACCCUCACCCGCGCUGAAAGCGCAUCCCGCUACCAUACACUCGCGGGUUGGCGCCAGACUCCCACAGAGGCUAUCUCGGGUUCCGAGAUGCUGUUAGUUCAUCAGACUGGCAGUGUGCGCGUCGGAGAAAUCGCCAGAUAUACCUUCACAUAUACACCAGCAUCAGACCCGAUCCUCCCCAUCCCAUCCGAAAUCUACGUGCGGGUGAAAAAUACCUCCGCAAUCCCCCUCCGAGCCGCAUAUCUCCAUGGCCCAUACACCCUCUACACAGCCUGCUACCCAUCCAAAUUCGACCCCAACUGCAAAUAUACCGAGCAGGACUCCGAGGGGGCCCCCCAAUUCGAACCAUACCUGAAGGCCGGAGGAAAUUGGGAUGCAACGAUUAAGAUCCCGGCCCAUUUCGGAGAUUCACAUGCUCUCUCCGCAGGCCAGACUGCGCCUGGACAGGAUGACAGUGUAACCUGGGUGAUCGAGAUCGUGUCGCAGGUCAUAUUCUCAAACAGUGCUGUAGUCCACUUUGAUCUUUUGAUCGGACGAGAUGCAAAGUCCAUGGAGUUCUUUUCUAGUAGUGGGUCGUCGACGGCCAGUCUUGGUCCUCCGGGUAAAUUCAAUGAGUUAUGGGGACCAGGAACGAGGGGUCAACAGAUGAUUCCUACAAAGGGGAUAUUUUCACAAGCUGUUACGCUUCGCGUCGAUGAUACGGCCAGUCUUUGGAAUAGUCUCCCGCUGCCGUCGGUGCCGUCACAGCCUACCAAGACAGAAACAGAUGAAGUCGGUGAUAUUACGUCUAAUCUGGAGCAACUCGAUGUGACUGCUCCCGAAACCUCAAAGCCAGCCUCAAAGCCAGCCUCAAAACCACCGAAAAAGAAGAUCCAUCUGGUGGUACUAACGCAUGGCUUGCAUAGUAACCUCGGCGCCGACAUGCUAUAUCUGAAAGAAAGCAUUGACGCCGCCAUGAACAAAUCCCAGAAGCAAAAGCAAAAAGACACGGGUGUCUCCGAGGGAGACGCCGAACAAGUCAUUGUCAGGGGAUUUUCCGGCAAUGCCGUCCGUACCGAGCGUGGAAUCCAAUAUCUCGGAAAACGUCUGGCAAAAUACAUCUUACUCAUGACAUAUCCGGACCAACCAUACUUCCCACUGAAAGGAUCAAAGACGAAACCAUUUUUCAGCACUCGCAAAGACCAGACACAAGCCAAGCCUUUCCUGGAGCCUCACUCACUGCCCGAAACCCGAGAUGAUUCUUUAGACGGCGAAGACCACGCUUAUCAAAUCACCAGCAUCAGUUUCGUCGGACAUUCACUCGGUGGUCUGAUUCAAACAUACGCAAUCGCAUACAUUCAAAAACACUCACCUGAAUUCUUCACUCGAAUUCAACCGAUCAACUUCAUCGCCCUUGCAACACCAUUUCUGGGUCUCAGUAAUGAGAAUCCGAUGUAUGUUCGCUUCGCACUAGACCUAGGCCUUGUAGGCCGAACAGGACAGGAUCUCGGACUCAGCUGGACAGCACCUAAAGUGCGAAGUGGAUGGGGUGCAAUAAUUGGUGGUCGAGGCUCAGACGCAGGGAAAGAUCAAAGCCAACCAUCUGAUCCAGGCGCCAAACCGCUAUUGCGUAUCUUACCUUGUGGACCUGCGCAUGAGGUAUUGAAGAAAUUCCACCAUCGAACGCUUUAUUCGAAUGUUGUCAAUGAUGGAAUCGUUCCGCUGCGAACUUCUUGCCUUCUCUUCCUCGAUUGGCGAGGUCUUGAUCGGGUUGAGAAGGCGAGGAGAGGGAAUGGUAUAGUGGGAACUAUGGCUGAAUGGGGCUGGGCCGAAUUGACAGGAGCGAAUUCGAAAUCGUCGCCUAAAUUGGCACGAUCGGCUGAAAUGCCGGAGCUAGCUGCUGGUGGUGGUGGUGGUGGGGAUGGGGCUUCUGCGCUGCAAGGCCGCGAAGCAAUUGCUGUGAAUAGUGAGAAUUCGGCACCGAGCGCUGAGCAAUUCCUCGUGCAACAAAGACCUCCUUCACAUCAUAGCAGUGCCCAUGAGUCUGCAUCUGCAUCUGCAUCUGCACCCACCUCUGAGAAUAACUCCGGUCCCUUGAGCAGUUUCCUCUCCCUAUUCCGGACCAAAGAUACAAAGCCAACCCCAAACGUCAAACACAGUACACCGAGUGGCAAGCAUGCGAAGAUCUACAAACGAAGCCAGACCCUCGGAUCCUUCGACACCGAAGAGUCGCUAUCUCCAUCAGCUGUCCGGGGCAACUCCCUCUACGAAGAAGACGCCGGGGUCUACACACCCCCAAAAACAACAUUCUUCGAAUCUGCAGGAGAUUUGCUCAUGCCACCAUUACCUCCGAGCGAAUUCAUCCUGGAUCCUGCCGCACGGUCUCGAACCAUUUUCCACGAUCGUAUCUACCACCCCGAUGAUAUCCCGGCCCCGAUGCCAGUUAAGCGACGAACGACCGCAUUCGGCUCAUUACAACCCGGCAAAAGUUCAAAUUCCAAAACGGUUCCUCCCUCAUCAACCAGUUUAGGCACCCAAAGCCAGCAGCAGCAACAGCAGCAACAGCCUCAAGCCGGCGAGAGUGGUCUCAAAGUCGAAGAAAAGAUCGCCCGAGCCUAUCAUCGCGAUCUAACCUGGCGCAAGGUCCUAGUUCGUCUGGAACCAGAUGCUCAUAAUAAUAUUAUUGUGCGGCGCAUGUUCACUAAUGCGUAUGGAUGGCCUGUUGUGAAACACCUCGUCGAUACGCACUUUGGUCCCGCUUCUAUUUCUAAAGACGAUACGCUUAAUCGGGAUUCUGAUCGUGCUAAGUCUCCGAAUGUGGGACCGACGAGUUCGGGGGAUGAAGUUGAAGGGCAGUGCGAUAAGAAUAAGACCAAGACUGGCGAAAGGGAUACCGCGGGUACACCUCAGAAAGAGACAGAGACAGAGAUACACCAGGGGGAGACCCAAACCCAAACCCAAAGCAACAACAACAACAACCACAACCAGGGUGACGAUCUCACGCCAACAUGCGAACGAUGCGAGAGCGAGACCUUUGGAGACCCAGCAGGGAACAGUAAUGAUUUCGAUAACUCAUCUCAUAAAACGGCCAGCAUCCAUGGAAACGGACACGAACGUGCGCACUCGCAUUAUACGGAUGUUUCCCGUCAGGACUCGGCGCGUUGGACGGAUCGCCAGAUCGACGAGGAUAAUGGUUGUGAAUCUGGCUUGGAUGAAGAUGAUGAAGAUGCGGGCUAUCGCUGGUCUCCGGCUCUUCGGCCAACGUAG
This is a messenger RNA of Penicillium waksmanii, 3300 nucleotides long. RefSeq names its product lipase ROG1 family protein. The coding region runs from base 1 to 3300 and encodes 1099 amino acids. Gene Ontology annotation, molecular function: monoacylglycerol lipase activity. The record is from RefSeq and is a predicted model, not a curated record. Lineage: Eukaryota; Fungi; Ascomycota; Eurotiomycetes; Eurotiales; Aspergillaceae. The transcript is spliced from 2 exons.